Messenger RNA from Symbiodinium natans, 1059 nucleotides. The record is from the annotation of a GenBank genome assembly. NCBI's taxonomy places the organism in Eukaryota, Dinophyceae, Suessiales, Symbiodiniaceae.
AUGGAUCCGUUCAGCGCUUGCCUGGCGGCAGGCCGCAUUCCAGCUGUGGCAUUUUCGCGCCGAUGUGUUGCAACAUGUUCCAACGAAGCUGCUGUGUUCAGACGUUUAAGCAAUGGUCAGGAGUCGCUCUGGGCAGCAGCGGUGCUGCCCCAGCAGGUGGUGCAGGUGCCUUUGCGGCUGCUGCAGCUGCCUGGCCUAAGAUGGCCCGUGAAUGUCUCUGGCGGCUUCUUGACCCUAGCAGCAGAGCUUCGUAAAGUUUGCAGCAGUUUGAAUGCAGAGGUCCUGCAGUUGACCUUUCCGGCCAUUGCGAUCGUCACAAAGCUCGCGAUCACAGCAUGGCAGGAGCGGUCAGUGUCCAAGAGUGUAGGCAGCCAGCGCUGCCAGGGCCAGAACAAUGCAAAUCAAGAGUUCGUACGCGCGAAGACAAACUUGUCAGACAACCCCCGUGGCCGCUCGGUUGAUGCCUUCGAGAGCCGGCGUGUUGAGCUGUCUCGCCGGGGUGAAGGCGCAGAGGACGACGACGUCGUCCGCAGCUUUGUCCGUGAAGCCUCACCGGGCGGGCUGCUCUUUGAGUACCUCUCCCUGGCCCACCUGGCUGUAUGCCUCGGACCCGUUCUGUUCGUUCAUGGUGGCCUGCCCCGAUCGGACACCACCUGGAGACCGGGUUGGCUUCCUCCACGGGGGGAGGUUGUGCCAGAGCUCCAUUCCUGGCUCCAGGGCCUCGAGGCCUUCAAAAACCAGGCCUUGGACGAGGUCCGGAACCCGCCGGCCGCACUGCCCAAAGAGGCCUGGUCGAUGGUUGGCGGCUACGACGCGGCUCAGCCAGCGUCGGCACUCCUUCAGUACAUGAUGCGCGACAUGCCGGAUGGCACGCGACAGCCCAGCAUCAUCUACAACGGCUUCUUAGGCGUGCUGAAGGGGACGACUACCAGCCCUUGUGCCUCGAUGACGCGAGCUGCCGCUGGCUGCGUGACGGGGGCGUCCGAUUCGUGGCGUCUGGGCAUCUGCCCAAUGGCGACUCCCCGCUGGUGCUCCACUGCGAGGACAUCACCAUUGUGA